Molecule: messenger RNA, 1527 nt
Organism: Talaromyces stipitatus ATCC 10500
Lineage: Eukaryota; Fungi; Ascomycota; Eurotiomycetes; Eurotiales; Trichocomaceae
Product: endoplasmic reticulum DnaJ domain protein Erj5, putative
Exons: 3
Coding region: 38-1261 (407 amino acids)
Cellular component (GO): endomembrane system
Source: RefSeq, a predicted model, not a curated record
GUAUGUGUAUGGUGAUAGGAGAAUUUAAGUGUUCACUAUGCGACAUACAGCUUUUCAGUUCUUGGUCGUUGCCAUUCUGCUGGCAUUCGUCACAGCAUGGACGAAAGAAGACCACGAGAUUUUCCAAAUUCGAGAUGAAUUAAUUGCCAAAGAAGGACCCAAUGUGACAUUUUAUGAUUUCCUCGGCGUCAAACCCAACGCAAACCAAGAUGAUAUCAACAAAGCCUACCGCAAAAUGUCGAGGCAGCUCCAUCCCGAUAAAGUUAAGCGCUCAUUUAUAGCAAACAGCGCGAGGAAAGGCGACGGCAAGAAAAAGGGUACAAAGCCAGGUGUCCACGUAUCCAAAGGUCCAUCGGAACGUCAAAUCGCAAACGCCGUCAAAGAAGCCACCGAGCGCUCCGCUCGACUCAACACCGUUGCAAAUAUCCUUCGAGGUCCCUCACGCGAACGAUACGAUCAUUUCAUGAAACACGGUUUCCCGACAUGGAAAGGUACGGGAUAUUAUUACUCUCGCUUCCGUCCCGGUCUAGGGACUGUGCUUAUAGGCCUUUUCGUCGCCUUUGGCGGAAUUGGUCACUACGUUGCUCUUGUGCUUUCCUAUAGACGACAGCGGGAAUUUAUGGAGAGAUAUAUUCGUCAUGCGAGGAAAGCUGCCUGGGGGGAUGAAAGAGCUCUGGGUGGUAUACCGGGUCUUGAUGCUACUGCAACUACCUCUCCUGUUUCCGCGCCUCAAGCUGAAGUCGAAGAAUCACCUGCCGCUAUGGCUUUGAACCGCCGACAGAAACGGAUGAUGGAGCGCGAAAAUCGCAAGGAGAGCAAGAAAGGGAGUAAGAAUGCUGAUUCAGCACCAGGGUCUGGUACAGCUACCCCGAUCAGCGAGAAUGUUGCUGGUGCUUCUGGCACUAAGAAGCGUGUAUACGCCGAAAAUGGAAAGAUCUUGGUUGUCGACUCGGCUGGCAAUGUGUUCUUGGAAGAGGAGACUGAAGACGGAGAGAAACAGCAGUUCUUACUGGAUGUUGAAGAAAUUCCACAACCGGUGCUGCGGGAUACGUUUGUAUUCCGUCUUCCGCGUUGGUUGUAUCGCAGAGCGCUCGGCAGAAAGGAUGCGGGGGAGUCUAGUGAGGCUGUUGAAGGCGCGGAUGAUGUAGAUGUCAACGAGGGGGAUGCUCUCGACGCCGAGGUGACCAAGUCGACUUCCACCAGGAGUUCUGCUGCUAAUGCUGCAACGAGGAAGCGUGGCAAGCGAGGUCAGAAAAAGUGAUGAAUUAACGGUGCAGUGAUGGAUUCAAAAGUGUAUAGUAUAUUUCAUGGGAAGAUAUUAUGAAAGAAGUAUUUUACAUUAGAAUUCUAAUAUCCAGGUAGAUUAUGAAUGUUUACAUGACUCAAAUGUCACGACACCGAAUAGUUGGAUUGAUGUUGAAGUCUAUGCGCUAUAGCUUCAAGAUAUGACUAUGGUACAAAAGAAAGAACAGAAAGAGUGGUGCUGAUCUUCUGUCUGCAUCUUAUCCAAACGAAUAGUUUUCACAU